Belonocnema kinseyi is the source of this 1208-nucleotide messenger RNA. RefSeq lists its product as uncharacterized. The transcript has 5 exons. Lineage: Eukaryota; Metazoa; Arthropoda; Insecta; Hymenoptera; Cynipidae. The record is from RefSeq and is a predicted model, not a curated record. The coding region runs from base 105 to 1133 and encodes 342 amino acids.
UUCUGUCACUUUGUUGAUGCGAAAAUCGAUUAAAUAGAAAUCUGGAUUCCAGUUAGAUUAUCAGCAUCUUUGCGGGCUGAUAUUUUAUUGAGUGAUGUUAAGUGAUGCACUGUUCAAGCGCACUACACUCGCAGAUCAUUACAUUAUUAACUGUGCCACAUGAGAUCAUUUUGCUGCAGCACACAGUUUUCCGCGAGUACGCGAAAAUAGCUGUGGGUCCUGAUUUUAUCCACACUUUUCCCUCUUUCAUCAUCCUAAUUGCUCUGACAAUCCUAUUUUGGAAAAAUCCACCAACUUUUAAGUGGGUUCAUGAAGAUCAUAUCCAGAUGCCUGCGUAUAAAGUGCUUCAGAUGCUAUUGUGUUGGGUGUGCGUCAAUGCAAUUCUUUGGUUAUGGCUUGUUUUUCAACGCGUACUUUAUUGCAUCGUAUGGGCAAAUUGGAGCUACGAAACUGAAUAUCGAGAGUUUAUAUACCCAUGGUGGCAGCGAGUUUGGUCGUCCUAUUACCCUCAGACAUUACAUCCACCGCUAUUUUCAGCUGCUUUCAUCAGUUGGAUCCUAGCCAUGGUGAUUGCUACAUGUAUCCUCGGCUGUGCAGUUUCCAUUAGACGCAUGAGAUUAUACUUUAAUGAAGCUUCGGCUGGAGUUAGGGAGAUGAACAUGAUUUUUAAAGCAUACCUCGCUUUAUUUCAUAAUAAGCUGCGGGAGGCAACGGAAACUUUUGAGAGAACGACCAUAUUGGAUGAAACCGAGAUGACUUCAACUUGCGAUGAUUGUCGAUCAGUGAUAUCAACUGAUGAAAAAAAUUAUUUAUCUCGACGAGAUGUAUAUCCUAUAUCCAAUGGAACAGAUUGGUACAGUAUGACGGAUGAGAGAAAAAAUUCUUUAAAAUCCAUGCGCACAUCGAAGACUAUCACUGGAGAAUUCCCUGAAGGCACUGCGCCAUUCUACAAAAUUCAUCCGCAAUUUCUAUUCCCAAAAAAUAACGGACAAAACACAUUGCAGAGUCAACGUUUAACGAAUAAAUUGCCUGUAAAAAACAUUCUUGCGGCACCGGCUGUUACUGUCUGUUACUGUCUGCAAUUCCGAAAAUGCAAUGUCUUCAGAAUCUUCAUCAGCGAUAUGCCAGGCUAGUCCCAUUGGCUUAAUUCACAUCGAGAAUGACUUAGCGAACAUUGUUGUGAAUUCAGACGAAAAACCUGUUCAAAA